Molecule: messenger RNA, 1792 nt
Organism: Linderina pennispora
Lineage: Eukaryota; Fungi; Kickxellomycota; Kickxellomycetes; Kickxellales; Kickxellaceae
Exons: 1
Coding region: 37-1680 (547 amino acids)
Source: RefSeq, a predicted model, not a curated record
CUCUACUCUUCUCGCAAUUCCACAGUUUUCUCAGGAAUGGCCACCGUUAACGAUAUUUCCGAUACGGUCUUGAGGAGGAUACUAUUACACUUGAUUAGCGGCUCAUUUGCCUGUGAUAUCUUGUAUACAUGUAUCCACCCGGUAGACCCUUCUCCGGCCCAGGUCUGCAGCCGAUGGAGAAGAAUAUUGCUACCGUAUCUAUACUCGCACGCAUACCUUGGCCUCUUUACUAAAGAUGAAGACAGCAGAGAUUAUCCACUCAGCAUUGCAGACCUCAAUGUCUGCUCCAAUAUCAACCUGACAGUGGAAAACGGCUUUUCGCACUUGGUUACCAACAUUCACUUGUAUGGAUUUAGUCUAUACCUGUGCGAUUUUGAUCUUAUUGAGCUACUACGCAGACAGCAAUUCGAUAAAGCAGAGUGGCUGUCAGUCACUAACCUCGUUGUCAAAGACUAUCAAGGUCCUCUUUAUGCUGAUACUGGAACCAAAAACUUCAACAUUGAAAGGAAUACGUCCGAAUCGGCACAUCUUUAUACUCAUCUACCCCAACUAUCGUCGGUAUCGUUCAACACAAGUGGGAUUGGAUUCCCAUCAUGCCCUAUAUCUCCUCUGAUCAACCAGGCGUUAUACCGAAUCGAACAUCUGAGUAUUGAAGGGACCCCGGUUGAGUUCACACAAAAGUACUUCUCAGCGUGCCUUACACAUCUUGAGCUUAGCAUGGGUGGGAAAAACUGCAAGCUUCCUAGAAUCUAUCCCCCUGCUCUCAAAGUCUUGAUUCUACGGGAUUUGUCUUUGGAUUUUACAUUGAGCUUUACCGAUCCAGACUCCAGGAGCUCGCUGAUAUUCCCUGAGCUAAAUACACUUGAGGUCAGCUUUACUGACCUUAGUUAUGCGGAGUUUGAGCCCGCUUCUGAUGACGGCAUGAUACUCCCGCCUGUAGCUGGAACAAAAGGGGUUUAUGCUCCGAAACUGAAGAAUUUGCGACUCCAGAAUCUACCAUCACUUGUUCCCACAUUUGAUAGUUCAUGCUUGUGCCCUGCCCUCGAGUCUGUUGAACUCAGUGGCUGGCUCGAUGCGCUUCGCGGCAUCGCUACACAUCUACUGAAUUGCAAAUCGGUAGAUAUUGCUCUACUAGAUAACUUUGCGCAGGAAGUUACGGAGGAAAAGUACAACACCUACACCCAAUCCAUGUUAAGCCAGGCUUCAGUGGCUACGUCUGCCAAGUUUAGAUCCAAACUCCCUUUUAAUCUUUUUAUUGACUCUGUCCGGUGGACCAACCUCAGGCAUUUGGAGCUGUACACAUUUAUUACCUGUGGCUCACUCAACCGCCUGAUGUCUCAGCUUCCACUUUUGGAAUAUUUUUGUUUGCAGUCUAUCGCUCGAGAUGAUGAGUUGGAUCAGGCAAAUGGGUUUCCAGAUACCACACCACAUUUCCCAUCCUGUCGCUCCUUCAGUACAUACAUGCGAACGGUGAGGGCUUUUGCAGGUGUCUUCAAGUACAAUGCGGAUGAUAUGGACCAGAUCGGCUUCGAAUUCAUUGGUGCUUUUCCAUCGCUUCAGGAGGUUCAGGUUCCAGUCUCUUUCCAUCAGGAAAUACAAAGUCAUAUCGAAACCACCUUUGCACAACUCUACCCUCAUCUCUCACUUCUGAAACUCGCUGGUCUAUCAUAUAAUCGAUAGCACAAGGCAGCAUCUUGCUUGACCGAUCAGGAUCUCUCUCUCUCUCUCUCUCUCUCUCUCUUUCGUUCCUGUUUUCUUUUAUUCCUAUCUUCCAGCAAUAAACACACUGGCC